AUGGCGGCCAUGAAAGAUUUCGUGGGGAAUCACAACACGGCCAGUCGGAUGAUCGGACUCGGCAGCAAUAUCCUGAUCCUUGCCGCCUUCAUUGUUUUGGGCUAUGUCGCGUUCAUUGCCGUCCAUCGAAUCUUCUUCCAUCCACUAUCAAAAUACCCAGGACCACUGUUCGCGAAAUUGACACCGUGGUGGGACGUGUAUCAUGCGUAUAAAGGAGACAAACAUCUGCUGUUCCAGAGGCUGCAUGAACAAUAUGGCGAUUUUGUGCGCUAUGGCCCCAACACGCUUUCUGUCAACCAUCCGGCCGCCUUGAAGGCGAUCUACGGCCACAAGGCAAAUGUCAGGAAGUCAGAUUUCUACACAUCGUUCCCUGCAGCUCCAGGUGUGGUGUCAACUCAUACUUGCAUUGACAUCAAGGCCCAUGGCAGAAAGCGACGGGUGAUGAGCCAUGCUUUCUCCGAGGCCGCGCUUAAGGGUGUCGAAGAUUCCAAAACGAGCACAGAAGAAAGCAUAGCCGACAAGCAGUGGACUGCCCCGAAGAACAUUUCCAAAUGGAGCACUUGGCUCGGCUUCGAUGUGAUGGGCGAUCUUGCCUUCGGGCGCGGGUUUGGCAUGCUGGACGGGUCAAGCAUUUCCAAUCGCGACGCACCAGAGCUUCUCAUGCAGGCCGCGAAGCGCCACAACACCAUGGGCCCGUAUCCCUGGCUGCACCAGUCAGGCUUGGACCGCAUCAUCUUCCGCAAGCUGAACCUCGACCGAAACAAGUAUCUGGCAUUCAGUCGCGCGCAGGUCGGCGAAAGAGUCGCAUCAAACGUCAUGGAGAGCAAGCGCAAGGAUUUUUUCUACUACCUGCUGCACUCUGUCGACCCAGAAACCGGUUCCGGUUUGUCCAAGCAGGAACUCUGGGGUGAGAGCAACACCCUGAUCGUCGCUGGUUCAGAUACCACCUCGACGACACUGACCGCUACCAUCUUCUACCUACUCCAUAACCCGGCGACACUGGCCCGCCUACAGCACGAAAUCCGGUCGAACUUCUCCUCCCAAAACGACAUUAGGACUGGUGCCACGCUUGCCUCGUGCAAAUACCUGCGUGCCUGCAUUGACGAGGCGCUUCGCCUGUCACCGCCUGUUGGCGCCCUGCUGCCUCGAACCACGCUUGCCGGUGGCAUUGAUGUCCUGGGCCAGCACAUCCCCGAAGGUGUCGGCGUUGGCUGCCCGAUCUACGCACUGCAUCAUCACCAGGACUUCGUGACCAAUCCUUGGGAGUACAAGCCUGAGCGGUGGAUACAUGGAGAGUGUGACGAGGCAGAGAAUGAACGACUGCAGAGCGUGUUCAAUCCCUUCAGUCUGGGGAGCAGGGGUUGCAUCGGAAAGCCGAUGGCGUAUAUGGAGCUGAGCUUGGCAUUGGGAAGAUUGCUUUGGGGCUGGGACAUGCGGCUUGCGGCAGGGACGUUGAAGACUGUUGGGGAGGGCAGACCCGGUAUGGGCGCCGGGCGGGAGCGGAGCAGUGAGUUCCAGAUGUGGGACAUCUUCGUCAGUGAUAAGGACGGGCCGUGGGCGGAGUUUCGGCAGCGGACAGAAUGA
Messenger RNA from Cyphellophora attinorum, 1584 nucleotides. RefSeq names its product Isotrichodermin C-15 hydroxylase. Lineage: Eukaryota; Fungi; Ascomycota; Eurotiomycetes; Chaetothyriales; Cyphellophoraceae. The transcript has 3 exons. Gene Ontology annotation, molecular function: heme binding; monooxygenase activity; iron ion binding. The coding region runs from base 1 to 1584 and encodes 527 amino acids. The record is from RefSeq and is a predicted model, not a curated record.